Molecule: messenger RNA, 1461 nt
Organism: Pistacia vera
Lineage: Eukaryota; Viridiplantae; Streptophyta; Magnoliopsida; Sapindales; Anacardiaceae
Product: DELLA protein RGL2-like
Exons: 1
Coding region: 1-1461 (486 amino acids)
Biological process (GO): regulation of DNA-templated transcription
Cellular component (GO): nucleus
Molecular function (GO): sequence-specific DNA binding; DNA-binding transcription factor activity
Source: RefSeq, a predicted model, not a curated record
AUGGACCUAAACCAACCAGCACCUACAGAGUCAGAAGAAAUCCAGUCUGAAAUCUCAAAUGUUGGUGAAUCAGAGAAGGAAAGAAGAAGCAUAUUUUCUUUACUGGCAUCUGAACUUGAGAAGAGAUAUCAGAACAGGCUCAAGCAUUUAAACAUGGAAAACUUGAGUAGCACCAGCUAUAAAGCAGUUUACUGUGGAACAGAUGCACCAGCAUUGUCAACUGAAGAAGUCAUGAAGGUUGCAAGAGCAAGAUUCAGCAAGUAUUCUCCCCAAAUUUCUGAUAACCUCCUCACCCAUACCAAUGAUCUCUCCGAUGAGGAUGCUAAAAAUGUGGAACUAGCUCAGUUGCUUUUUGAUUCUGCGGAGAAGGUUAGCAACCAGCAGUAUGAUCAUGCAAGGGCAUUACUUGACAUAUGUCAUAACUUGUCUUCAAUUACAGGCAAUCCAGUUAAAAGACUUGUGUACUACUUUGUUGAAGCUCUUCGGGAGAGGAUUAAUAGAGAAACAGGAAAGAUUGCACCAGAAAAUGAUGGAAGAUAUGGACUUGACAUAGACGAAGCUUUGAGGAGUCCGAGCCCCUCCAUUCUUGCAUGUAUCCAAGAAAUUCCCUUCAUUAAACCAACACAAUUCACUGCAAUCCAAGCCGUUGUAGAAAAAGUGAUCAAGGCAAAAAGGGUUCAUGUAAUCGAUCUCGAAAUCAAAACUGGCGAGCAAUGGACAAUUUUGAUGCAAGCUUUUGCUACUCAACAUGAAUGCCCCCUUGAACUUCUUAAGAUAACUGCUGUUGUAACAUCAACUUCAAAACGCAGAGUACAGAAGACUGGCAAAAGUUUGAUGGACUUUGCUAAGACUGUCAACGUACCCUUAUCAUUUAAAACGGUUUUUGUAUCGGACUUCAAAGAUCUAAAGAAAGAUGCCUUUCAGGUGGAGGCCGAGGAAUUUCUUGUUGUCUACUCUACGUUAUUUUUUAAGAGUUUCCUUCUCAAGCUUGAUUGCUUGGAAUCUGCAUUGGUACUACUAAAAAAUCUGAAACCAUGUAUAAUUGUGGUCUCAGAAAUUGAGGCAAACCAUAAUUCACAACCUUUCAUGGACCGCUUUAGUGAAGCACUUUUUUACUACAGUGCAUUUUUUGAUGGCAUUGACGCUUCCAUGGAUCAAUUCAAUACAAAUAGAAUAUGUAUUGAACUUAUCUACCUAAGUCACAUGAUACGAACUAUCAUAGCAACUGAGGGUGAGGAGAGAACAGUUCGACAUGAAAAGAUCGAUUAUUGGAGGGCUUUUUUCGCUAGAUUUGGAAUAGUGGAGACAGAGUUGAGCACUUCAUCCUUGUAUCAAGCAAAUCUGGUUGUCAAAAAGUUUUCUUGUGGGAAUUCUUGCACACUAACUAUGAACGGAAAAUGCCUAUUGAUUGGAUGGAAGGGAACACCAAUUUUUUCUGUUUCAGUUUGGAAGUUCCAAUAA